AUGGCUGCUUUCAACUCCGGAAAAUAUGGGCUAGCUCAGCCAAACCCCGGUUGUAGCAAGUCGGUUAUACAAGUCAAAUUAACAGACUCUAUGUUGCUCGCUAUUGAGAGUCAGCUUAAAGGUGGAUCCUCGAUGAGACCACAAAUGCAAGUGACCGAAAACGGCCGCCAGGGUCAUAUAUCUUUCGGUGAUCAAAAAUUCACCUUCACCGUUUCGGACAUCGAAGGCAGCGCGUCGACGGAAUGCGUCAAACAAAGUCCGGGCCAACAGCUACACAAUGUGGCCCACAUAGGGCAAAAAAUGGACCUUCAAGACAGCGAAGACGCGUACGAGAAAGCCAAGCAAUGGCUGAUGGCUAGACAAAAAGAUAAAUCUGCCAAAAUCCCGGUGGCCAAGCCCGACGAAAGGAUCAACCGUGAAAUAAUGAAGCGGAGUAUUAGGGAAAGAUUAAUCCAUCUACUAGCAGUAAAGGUGUGUAAAAAGGCAGAGCUGGUUGCAAAAUUGACCGCCGAAGGCAUUCGCGAGGAAGAACAAAAGUGCAUAACACAAGUACUGAAUGACAUCACCACUUUCUGUGGUCAAGUUUACGUACUGCGGCGGCACAUUUGGAAGGAGGUGAAGGAAGACUGGCCGUUCUAUUCCGAACAGGAGCGGCAAGCGAUGAAAAAGCGUAAACCGCGUUCCGACACAGGUUCAUCCACCUCCAAACAGAGUUCGGCCAACAACAACAACUUGCCAAUCGGUGGCAAAAGACGGCUUGAUAGCGAUGACGUUGAUAUUAUGCCUAAGGCUAAGGAACCGCGGUUGGCUGAUCACAGUCGGAAGAACGACGAUGGCGAACACCAAGAAUACCUUCGACUGCACGAGGCCAUCCAACAAAGAGCCGAAAAAUUCGCCCAACUCGAGGAAGAGCUUAUUCGACAGCGGGAGCGAUAUAAGGAAAUCGAAAAAACUAUCCUUGAGGAAUACAAUAGUGCCGAAUUUCUCGAGAAAAAAGCCAGAUAUGCGUAUCUACGUAAGAAGCUGUCUUCCAUCGACAAUGCACGAUUAUGA
Messenger RNA from Sabethes cyaneus, 1053 nucleotides. RefSeq names its product RNA polymerase II elongation factor ELL2-like. The transcript has a single exon. Gene Ontology annotation, biological process: snRNA transcription by RNA polymerase II; transcription elongation by RNA polymerase II; positive regulation of transcription elongation by RNA polymerase II. The record is from RefSeq and is a predicted model, not a curated record. Gene Ontology annotation, molecular function: cis-regulatory region sequence-specific DNA binding. Gene Ontology annotation, cellular component: transcription elongation factor complex. NCBI's taxonomy places the organism in Eukaryota, Metazoa, Arthropoda, Insecta, Diptera, Culicidae. Bases 1 to 1053 code for a protein of 350 amino acids.